This is a messenger RNA of Magnolia sinica, 3799 nucleotides long. Its product is annotated as nodulin homeobox. Gene Ontology annotation, molecular function: single-stranded DNA binding. The transcript has 19 exons. Bases 217 to 3276 code for a protein of 1019 amino acids. The record is from RefSeq and is a predicted model, not a curated record. Gene Ontology annotation, biological process: flower development. Lineage: Eukaryota; Viridiplantae; Streptophyta; Magnoliopsida; Magnoliales; Magnoliaceae.
ACCGAAGCACGCAAUCCCAUCGUUUCCGCUCGAAUUUUUCCCGCUUGUGAGAUUUACACUUGGCUUUCGGUGUAUGUGCUUCUUACACCCCGGAAUCGAAUUCCUUGGAAUACACCUUCCUCAGCUUCUGGGUUUUGGAUUUUUGCGUCAGAGCUUUCUUUUUGGGUGGAUUUUGUGGCCUACGAGCACCUUAGCACGCGGCACGUGUGGAGCUCCAUGCGUGUGGCACAUCUGAGCCGUGGUAAGUUUCCAAAGAUGAGGCAUGUUAAGGAGGAAGUCACAAGCAACAACGAUCAUGCGGUUGACUUCAAGUCAGCUGUAGAAGAAUUACAUGGGCGUAGCUCUCAGGAACUCGGUAGGUUAUUAAAGGAGUCUGAGACUUUUACCAUACAAGUCAAUGCUGAAAAAGGUUCUUUACUUCAGAUUGAUAUGGAGAGACUUUCAUGGUCUCUCCCUCUGCACCUUAUUGCGGUGCUUGUCUCGCCUGGUGGGGAUGACACGCGCAUGAGAUACUUGCUGCGUGGUGUUCGGCUUUUGCAUUCUUUGUGUGACCUUGCAUCUCGACAUAUGAGACUUGAGCAGAUUUUGCUUGAGGAGGUAAAAGUAACCGAACAGAUAUUGGACCUGGUAUUCUACGUCGUUAUUGUUCUUGCACGCUACGAACAGGAAAGUCAUGUUGAAAGUUCCCUACCUGUUCUGCAUUCAGCACUUGUGGUCUGCAGCCUUCAUCUAUUGACAGGAUAUGUUUCCUCACAGUGGCAAGAUCUUGUACAUGUUUUGCUUGUACAUCCUAAGGUUGAUGUAUUUAUGGAUGUAGCCUUUGAUGCUGUCCGCGUAGGCAUUCUUUUCUUCCAGAUGAAGCUGUCAAGACUGAACAACGAAGUGUCGUACAAGAAAUGCAGUCUUCUUUCUGCUGAAAGAACAACACUGAACCUUUGCCAACAAUGUGAGGCUUCUUUGCAGUUUCUCCAGUCGUUAUGCCAGCAAAAAGUGUUCCGAGAGCGCCUACUCAAGAAUAAGGAGCUAUGUAGAAAUGGGAGCAUUCUCUCACUAGCUGCAGCUAUCCUGAAGUUAAAAAUUCCACUAAACUUUAAAGAGUCCACCACCAUUACAGCAGCUGUAUCUAGGUGGAAGUCAAAAGUCCUCUCUAUUUUGCUCCAGCUCUGUGAGACGGAAAGCAUUUCUUACCUGGAUGAGGUUGCCAGCUCUCCAAGAAGCAUGCAUUUGGCAAAGUCUGUUGCUUUAGAGGUUCUUGAGUUACUGAAGGCUGCUUUCAGCAGAGAAUCCAAACAGCGUAGUAACCGCCUUGACAAAAAUAACCCGAAGGGUCUUGUAAUUCUCAAUUCAAUGCGUUUAGCUGAUAUAUUUUCUGAUGAUUCCAACUUCCGAUCUUUCAUUAUGGCUAACAUUACCCAAGUUUUGGCUGACAUUUUAGCUUUGCCUUACGAAGAGUUUUUAUCUAAUUGGUGUUCUACCGAUCUCCCGGUAAUGGAAGAGGAUGCAACCCUUGAGUACGACCCAUUUACAGCAGCUGGCGCAGUAUUAGUUUCGCUUACUGGAGGAUUUGGGAUUGCUCCACCAGCAUCCAAUCCUCUGAAUGAAACCAAUGUUGCAUGCCCUUUUGUUCUCAAUAGCACGGCACCAGUUUCUCAUGCACAACAGAGAACAUCAUUCCUGGUCAAAAUAAUUGCAAAUUUACACUGUUUUGUUCCUAAUAUAUGUGAAGAGCAAGAAAAAGAUCAAUUUUUCAACAAGUUUCUCGAGUGCUUGGAAGUGGAGCCACCUAAAUCAUCAUCUAGAUUUGUCUUUAGUUCAGAUGCGCAGAAAGCUUCCACAAUUUGCAAAAAUCUACGUUCCUUGUUGGAUCAUGCAGUAUCUUUAAUUCCUAAUUUCUUGAAUGAGGAGGAUGUGCAGCUUUUAAGUGUAUUUUUUGAGCAAUUACAAGCAUUAAUUCCUCCUGCAAGAUUCGAAGAGAAUCCAAUUCAGGAGCCUGCUGUUCAAGAUGUUAGGAAUACACAUGAGAACAAAUUCAGGAAUCCAUUUACGGAUUCCCAAAAUUCUUCACUCUGCUGGGAUAGAUUUCCUAGUGUCUUUCUUGGCCAGAGGCACCAGGAGACUCAAAAUACUGCGGGACGUGUGCCACCUCCAACUAGAUCUGUGGAAGAGGGUGACCUGAAAGAGGGAAUCUCAGAAAACUCAAUGUUCCAGGAAGUAGAUCAGUUCAGGCCCACGAGCAAGCAUAUGGAUCUACCUGAUGAUUUAGUGGAGAUGGAUAGAAAUAGAAGGAAAGAAAAGAUUCAAUCUAGUAGGAGAGCAUCUGGGUCUCUUAGAGAAAUUGAUAAAGACAUGCGGAAAUUCGAAAGAAGCGGUUCUGAUGUAAGCCCUAUGAAAGGAAAAAAUUGCUUUGAUCAAAAUCUGGAAAAUGGAGAGUUUCGUAACUUAGCAGAACAUGCGAAAGAUAGUGGGUUUAGAGAUGUUCAAGAAAAUGAGAGGUUAGAAGCUGGACACAAUGACGAAAGACAGCCAAGGAAACGGAAGCGAAAUAUCAUGAAUGAGAAACAAACUGCUUUGAUUGAGAGGGCCCUCUUGGAUGAGCCAGAAAUGCAGCGGAAUGCAUCUUCUUUGCAAUCAUGGGCAGAUAAGCUAAGUGUCCAUGGCUCUGAGCUUACAUCGUCUCAACUAAAAAACUGGCUGAACAACCGAAAAGCCAAGCUAGCUCGUGUGGCUCGAGAAGCUCGUGCACCAUCUGAAGGUGAAAGCCCCUUCCCAGAUAAGGCAUGUGGGUCGGGUCGUGGGCCUUUCUACGACUCACCAGAGAGCGCUGGAGAAGAUUCUUACAUCCCAUUGACAACCGCAAGAGGUAGUAAUCAAAGCACAUCAAAAUUUGGUGUAGUGGCGAGAACAGCAAGUGGUGAGGCUUCAGAGAUGCCCUCAUUGGGCUUGGUUGAUUUUGCGCCCCAGCAGGGCAUUCAGAUUAAUUAUGCAGCUGUGAGAUAUGUGCGAUGCGAUCCCGGCCAGUACGUAUCUCUGAUAGACGGUGAAGGGAAGGAAGUCGGCAAAGGGAAGGUGUAUCAGGUGGAAGGCAGAUGGCAUGGGAAAAGCCUAGAGGAAGCAGGAAUCUGUGUUGUGGAUGUUAUCGAGCUAAAGGCCGAGAGGUGGUCGAGGGUCCCGCAUCCUCUGGAAGCUGCAGGGAUCACAUUCGACGAAGCUGAAACUAAGAAUGGAGUGAUGAGAGUCGCAUGGGAUGCGAACAAGAUCUUCCUGUUGUCUCAGUAGAUCAGCAUUACUGUGGUGCCUAAAAUCGUUGAUUCUGACAACCCUAACGAGAUUUCUACAAGCUGGGGAUUGUCAUUGGCCACUUCCAAAUCUCUUGGUUGGAGAGUAAUGAAAAAGGAAGCUAACUACCUUACAUGCUCUGCUUCGGAACUUGGGUUCUUUGGAGGGGCGCUUCUUCCCGAAAGUAACUACUUGUUCACACGGAGGAGAUUUAACACAUUUGCUUAAGCUUAACAGCAUAUUGCUUAAUCUCCCAAAGGAGGCGCUGGUGUUGUUCGUGAUAUGACAUGGUCUGCAGUUCAAGUCACUGGGCCAUGGUAUCAUCAUUUGCUCUUUGGCGAAUUGGAGACUUGGGAAUCUUCAGUCGAAUUUUGGUAGUCUUUUCCUCCCCUUUUAAAUUCUUGCAGUGUUUCUGAUAUUGGCUCCUUGUGCAGUAGCACUUGUAUUCAGUAAGGGAUUAGCUUCAUCCUUGAUUGUUCGGCUAACCGUUUUAGUGGAGAAAUGAUAGUUGCAUUUCUGAUUA